This is a messenger RNA of Chenopodium quinoa (quinoa), 2568 nucleotides long. RefSeq names its product transmembrane E3 ubiquitin-protein ligase 1-like. The transcript has 15 exons. NCBI's taxonomy places the organism in Eukaryota, Viridiplantae, Streptophyta, Magnoliopsida, Caryophyllales, Amaranthaceae. The record is from RefSeq and is a predicted model, not a curated record. The coding region runs from base 497 to 2227 and encodes 576 amino acids. Gene Ontology annotation, molecular function: zinc ion binding.
AAGCUUAUACCGUCAAGUAAGACUUUUAUAAUUCAGUUGACCUCCAUUCUUUCUUCUCUCUCCCAUACUCUGGACACCUAUAGAAACAACCAACGCAAACCAGCAACAUCCACUCCCACCAGCUAAACAGAACAUCACCUUAGUUUUAAGAUUCUUCAUAAUAUCACCAAAUUAUCCCACACUUUAAUCAUUUUUUCUUUAGUUUACAGUUCAACCUCAACCUACCGGUGAAGUUUCCUCUUCUUGUCGGAUCAUUUGUUUAAUAAUCCUUUAAUUAAUAUAUAAAAUUAAUACAUAGCUAAUUGUUGAAAUUCGUUAGUUGAGCUCUCGAAAUCGCACGUCUUUUUCUAUGGUUUCGGUUAGUUGACUCCAUUUUUAAGCAAUAUUAUUCAUUUUGCUUUAUGGGUUGUUCUUCCUUUUGCUUCAUUUCCUGUAAUCAGCAGCCGAGUUGGGGCGUCGGAAUCGUUCCGAUUUUCCGAUUCUGAGGACGAAUUUCAUGGCGGAAUGCUCGAAUUUCGAAUUGGGUAUGUUGGGUUUUCGAAGAAAGUGGAAAUUAGGGUUUGUCACCAAAGCUUUAUUGGGAUUAUUCGUGGUUUUUGCGCUUUUUGGACCGGCUACGAGUUUGAGACCCUUGAGAGAGCGAGCGAGGUCUUGGGGAGAUGAGUGGCUCUUUGUCAAAAAAGAAGACAGCAAUAUGGCACCCUUUUCUAGCUGGAACAUUAGUGGAACCUACAGAGGUACUUGGAAUUUUUUGGAGUCUGCAAAUUUCUCAUCCAGAUUUCCAGAUUUUAAGAGAUCAGAUGGAAACUCUGUAAUUGAGUUGAUGAGUACCCCAACAAAAAUAACUGGUGUACAUUAUGUUCAGGGAGUUAUUAUAUUUCAUGAUGCUUUUGAUGAUGAUCAUGAAGAAGGUGGUGCUCAAAUUCGGGUAGAAGGUGUAUAUAUCUGGCCAUUUAGGCAACUAAGAAUGGUGGCAAACAGUUUCUUGUGCAGUGGAAAAGAUGGCGAGUUUGGUCCAGAAGAAGACUACCUGUUAUCUAAUCCAUAUCAUUUGCUUGGAGUUUUCUCAUCACAAGUAUUUCAAGAUUCACCACGUGAUAAAAUUUGGAGAAGAAAAAAAUCUCAAGUUCAUGACAUAGAGAAACACUGCAAUAUUGAAAUUGCAGCUCAAGUUUCACGUGUUGCUUCCUUGCAAAAUGAUGGAGAUCAUGAUCGGUAUCAUAUAGAGGGAUUAAUGGAAUCUCCAUCAGCAGACGAAGAUGGAGACUGCUUUUCUCCAUUAUUGCUGAAUGCUACCUCUGUCAAUAUAGAGGUCUAUUACAACAAAGCUGUCAACUAUACACUGAUGGUUACCUUUGUGUCUUUUCUCCAAGUUCUUUUACUGAUUAGACAAAUGGAGCAUAGCAAUACCCAAUCUGGGGCUGCCAAAGUUUCUAUAUUAAUGAUUGGUCAACAGGCUAUUAUGGAUGCUUAUUUCUGUCUUCUACAUCUGACAGCUGGAAUACUAGUAGAAUCCCUGUUUAAUGCUUUUGCAACUGCUGCCUUCUUCAAGUUUGUUGUGUUCUCUAUAUUUGAGAUGCGUUACCUCUUGGCAAUAUGGAAGGCAAGUAGACCGGCAAACAGUGGCGAAGGCUGGGAAGCCAUGAGACGUGAAUUAUCACUACUGUACAGCCGAUUUUAUGGUAUAUUGUUGGGAGGCAUUCUGAUUAUGUACGAAUUCCAUAAUUUUCUGCGAGUUAUCCUUCUGCUUAUGUAUUCUUUUUGGAUACCUCAAAUUGUUACCAACGUCAUUCGUGAUUCAAGAAAACCGCUUCACCCACAUUACAUCAUAGGCAUGACCCUUACUCGAUUAGCAAUUCCAUUGUAUGUAUUUGGCUGCCGUAACAACUUUAUGCGAAUUGGGCCUGAUAAGAACUGGUGUAUAUGCUUGUGCUCAUUCAUGGGGCUUCAGGCUCUGCUCCUUCUACUUCAACACUACCUUGGUUCACGAUGUUUUAUACCUCGUCAGAUCCUACCGGAGAAGUACAGUUACUAUAGACGGUUCAAUCAAGAUGCAAAUCGUACCACUGAUUGUGUCAUUUGCAUGACUGCCAUUGAUAUCUCUGAGCACUCUAAUGACUGCAUGGUGACCCCUUGUGAUCAUUUCUUCCAUUCUGGAUGUUUACAAAGGUGGAUGGACAUAAAAAUGGAAUGUCCAACAUGUCGUCGGUCCUUACCGCCUGCUUAACAACAUAAUUCCACUUAGUUGUAGAACAGACCCAUGGAUUUUGCCACAGGCUUUACAAAAAUAAAGCAAUUCAUGUUUCCAGAUGUGUUGGGGGUGACAACUUUAUUUUCCAAGUCCACCUGACAAAAGGAUGGUGAGAGAAACAACUGUCAUUUAACAGUAACAGAGGAGGGCUUAUAGCCCAAGUAUUAUUCAUGUAUAUUAUUUUUUGUAUAUUAUUUACACUACAGGUUUUCGGAAAAAUAGAAUACAUGUUAAAUGUAGUUAUGUUAAUGAAUGAAAUUAACGUUAGAUGUGUAUAAAUUUUGCAAAGUAAUUUGCAGUAUUAUAUUCUUGGUACA